This is a messenger RNA of Strongyloides ratti, 732 nucleotides long. RefSeq lists its product as hypothetical. The coding region runs from base 1 to 732 and encodes 243 amino acids. Lineage: Eukaryota; Metazoa; Nematoda; Chromadorea; Rhabditida; Strongyloididae. The record is from RefSeq and is a predicted model, not a curated record. The transcript is spliced from 2 exons.
AUGUAUAAGAAUGAUAAAAUAGAAUUACGUAAACACUCUACAGAAACGUUAAAAAGAUUAACAAUGGUUGCACAAAGACUUGAACAAGAAGUUGAGAAUAGAUAUUGGUCGGAAAUGUAUGGUGAUCGUAUUUUAUUUAUAAUAAGAAUUGGUUCAAUGAUUUUAAUGUUACUUAUAAUUGGAUUAAUUGUCACUGGAAAAGGUUCAAUAUCAUAUAAUAAUAAUAAAAAAGAAACAUUUUUUAUAUGGUUAUCUUUUGAAAAAUGGUUAACAUCACAACAUAAAGAUUUACCAAAAACAUUUAUAAAUAUAAAUGUUGGUUGGCAAUAUUUUUGUGUUUUUACUAUUAUUAUAAUACUACUAUUACAAAUAUAUUAUACAUUUCUUCAUAUAAAAAAAGUAGAACAUUGCCUUAGAAUUUGUAAAUUAGUACAUUCAGGAUGUUGUUUUACACUUUUUUUUCUUUUUUUUGUUGAAGGAUUUUUUUCAUUUUGUCCAUGGAUUACAUUUAAUUUUGAAAAUAGUAAAAUUGUUAAUGAAAUUCCUAAUGAUAAAAUUUUUCAAAUUACAUCAUGUUCUAUUGGUGGGUGGUUUUUGGCAGCACAAUUACUUCUAGCAACAUCAUUAAUAAUGUGUUUUGAAUUUUUUAUAAUAUUAAAUAUUGGAUCAACUGAUAUUCAUAGGAAUGAUAGGCGUAUUGUAAAUAUAAAAUUUCAAAGAACUACAGUAUAA